GACAGUCGCAGGAGGAGGUGGCCGCUUUUGCGCUGCCGGCCGCUGCCGCGAGGAGGACGCCAGCCAGUGCGCCUUCGUGGAGACCACCGCCGGGCGGAUCGUCGAGAUCCAGGACCCAGCCGACCACGCCCGAAGGGGGCGCCUGGUUCCCCACGCGCACCCUGCGGGGCAGCUCGCCGGACGCCAGGGUGCCCCAAG
This is a messenger RNA of Prorocentrum cordatum, 198 nucleotides long. Lineage: Eukaryota; Dinophyceae; Prorocentrales; Prorocentraceae. The record is from the annotation of a GenBank genome assembly.